Molecule: messenger RNA, 1239 nt
Organism: Dioszegia hungarica
Lineage: Eukaryota; Fungi; Basidiomycota; Tremellomycetes; Tremellales; Bulleribasidiaceae
Exons: 1
Coding region: 1-1239 (412 amino acids)
Source: RefSeq, a predicted model, not a curated record
AUGGCGACAAAGACAGAAACGUUGCCCGGAAGCUACCCCCGGCCGGGGCAUUCGGACGAUGACACAGAAGAGUUUCGCCAAUUGGCCACUCUGGCCAAGGCGCUGACCGAGAUGACUUGCACUGGGGCUGGCCAUGCUGCCAAUGGGGGAUCCUGGGUCCUCAAUGGUGCCGGUCAACUUUCUUGGUGGGGGACCAAGGCGACGUACAGUGGGGCAAGUCACCUCGCCCGCUUGGCGUUCGCUGCGGCCACCAGUCCCCACGUGCAGGUACAGGAGGAAGAUUCCGGGGCAGACGUCAAGCCCGUCAUGCGAGGUCCUCCGAGAAGCAACGAUUCCAAGAUGCCGGCCAUGGUCAGGACUGAAAGCACACAGCCGGUACUACCGAUUGCCAGCGAGUCCAGUGAUACUACUCCUCUCCGGGAGCCCCACCCGCUGGUCCACAGGCUCUUGAACCCUGCCUAUACUGACGGUACCAUCUGCGCCAGGCCGUCAGGAAUCAAGGGUACCCAGCUCGACACUGUUGCCAACCUGGUUCGAAGGAUCCGGAGCGCUGGUAACUUGGGAGGACAUCAGAGCAAGACGUCACGGGAGGGGGCCGGAUCCACAAACACAGACCAGGCGACGCCCAAGGCUGGCGGUGGGGAUAUGGCGGUGUCCUUGGCUGAUCAUGCUGGCAAGGUGAGGGGGAAAGAUGACUCGUCACCAGAUGCGGUCAAGUCACUCAAGAGCCCGACAGAAGGCAGUGACGGGGCGAACAACUCGGCAAAGGGCGGGGAAGGGCCGACAAGCAAACCCAUCGCUGCCUCGCACGACGACAACGGAUCCACGCAGGUUGCCGGUCCUAAUUCUCUACGGUCCUCAUACCUGCCCUCCGCCAAGGCUUGCGCUCUCACUGGGCUGGGGGCGCUCAUCGCCGCUGGCGGCUUGUACUCCGCAUACCAGAGCCAAACGCUCCACUCGGGCAUCAAUGAGUACGUUUCACCCGCGCUCACGAGCCUCAACGCCACUCUGAAUUCGGCUCUUGAAGACGAACGAGUCACCAAGGCUGCUUCGUGCUUGACAGACUUUACUGAGGCGAGGCUUACGAACGGUUACUGGAUGUUGAACAAAACAGGGCAAGCGUUGGGAUUCGGGGCGAGCGUUGCCGGAUACAUCGCAUCGAGUAGUCUGUGGGUUGCCAGCGCACUGGCCAAGGUGGGCGGUGAUGGUUGGGAUGAUACCUACGAACCGAUGGAUUGA